CAAUUAAGGUCUUAUAAUAAAAUAGAAAAGUUCAUUUAUUUUUCAUGUGACGUCAUUGUAUUACUGUAAGUGUACGUCAUUAGUUCGAGGCAAACCGCUCCGAAUCAGUAUCCUGCCCUCUGAUUGGUCCGCUCGCUGAUUGGCCUCGCUCGUGAUUGGUCGAAAGUUUCCAGCUGGGACAGUCUGUGGCUAGCAGUUUGUUUUCCUGCCUGCGGCUCAAAGUUUGGGGACGCUGACCUGCCGCUGGAGUCGAACCGGGCCCCGGGGGCGUCUUUUUCCUCAAUCUCCGUCCCGUUAACGUCCAACCACUUUGAAUUGUUUCGGAUUCUAUUUUUGUUUCCUCUCCGGUCUCGCGGUUCUUCUCCUUGCUGCCCGCCGCUGGUGGUCGUGUCCUGCUCGGGGGCGUUUUGUCAUCAAACUUUUGACAAAAGUCUUCAUUUUUGCUCGUUUCACUUUCAUAUUUCCAACCUACAUUAAUCACUUAACACCGGAUCAAGUGACCGACGUCCCAAAAUCAUUAUUUUUUUUUGUAUAACCUCGUCGCUGGCGGGACUAUAUAGCCGUGCUGACAUCUUCUCCCUCACCCGACAGACGUCUUCUCCAACUAGAACCAGCAUGAGGCCAGGGUCCGUUUGCCUGCUGCUGCUGCUGCUGCUGCUGCUGGAGUCGCUCCUGAUGUGCAGCGCUGCCAGAGGUCCGCCCAGGGUGUCCGAGCGAGUGGCCCACCGGCAGAGCGUCCGCCUGGGUCGCACCAUGAAGCUUCCCUGCCCCGUGGAGGGCGACCCGCCGCCGCUCAUCAUGUGGACCAAAGACGACCGCAACAUCCACAGCGGCUGGACGCGCUUCCGGGUGCUGCAGCACGGCCUGCGCAUCAAAGACGUGGAGGCGGGCGACGCCGGCACGUACAUCUGCAAGGCCACCAACGGCUUUGGCAGCGUCAACGUCAACUUCUCCCUCAUCAUCAUCGAUGAUUCGGGUUCCAGAGCAGCAGGCAGUGGAUCGGAACACGCUCCAGAACUUUCCCUGAAGCUCGUGCGGCCUCGUUUCACGCAGCCCGCCAAGAUGAGGAAGCGCGUCAUCGCUCGGCCGGUGGGCAGCUCCGUGCGCCUCAAGUGCGCCGCCAGCGGCAACCCUCGGCCCGACAUCGUGUGGCUGAAGGACGGCCGGCCGCUGGCGGGGGGCGAGGGAGGCGGCGCUGGCGAAGGCGAGGAGGCGGGCGGGAAGAAGAAGUGGACUCUGAGUCUGAGGAGCCUGGCGCCGGAGCAUAGCGGCAAAUACACGUGUCACGUGACCAACCCGGCGGGCCACAUCAACGCCACCUACAAAGUAGAAGUCAUACAGCGCACCAACUCCAAACCCAUCCUGACGGGCACCCACCCGGUCAACACCACCGUGGACUACGGAGGAACCACCUCACUGCAGUGCAAAGUGCGCAGUGACGUCAAGCCCGUCAUCCAGUGGCUGAAGAGAGUGGAAGCCGGAGACGAGGGCAAGUUCAACUCCACCAUCGAGGUGGGGGACCAUCACUUUGUGGUUCUGCCCACUGGGGAGGUCUGGUCCCGACCCGACGGAUCUUAUCUCAACAAGCUGCUGAUAACGCGAGCCAAGAAGGAGGACGCCGGCAUGUACAUCUGUCUGGGCGCCAACACCAUGGGCUACAGCUUCAGGAGCGCCUACCUCACCGUCACGCCAGAUGUGACGCCCCAAAACAACUUGGUGGUUUCAGCGGCGUCCCCCAGCCUCCCCUGGCCCGUCAUCAUCGGGAUACCAGCGGGCGUGGCCUUCAUCCUGGGCACCGCCCUCCUCUGGUUCUGCCGGUCCAAACGCCCCUGCGCCGCCUCGUCUCCCCCCGCGUCUUCCGCUCCGCCCGCAGCCCAGCGCCUCCCGGUGGCGGGCCGGGAGCGAGCGUGCCCUCCCGCUCAGCCGGGCGGCGCGGACAAGGAGCGCCUGUCCUACGAGGACUACGUGGCCCACCAGCAGCAGCAGCUGCUCGCCAAGGCCGGCGGCGGCCCCGCCCCCAAACUCUACCCUAAAAUCUACACGGACGUCCACACGCACACGCACUCGCACGUGGACGGUAAAGUGCACCAGCACCAACACAUCCACUACCAGUGUUAGCGCACAAACGCCGACUUUUGGCGCACCAGUGAAGAAUGUAAAGAUUUUUAUUUUCAAAAGUGUUGUUUUUAUUUGAGAACGUUGGCGUCGUGUUCAACGUUUGACUUCUCGAGCUCGCCUUUCUCGUGCAUCGUCCAGCACGGUUAUAUAGCAUUUAGCAUGUAGCAUUUAGCAUGCACAGCUGUAUGAGUUUUCUAUGAAUAUGACCAUCCAGCUCUGCAGGUGUUCCUAAUAUUGUGGCCGUGGCUGCGAUCAAAUCUUCCUUUAUGAACCUGUGAAGCUUUUUUUCGUACUUGUAUUGUAUCGUUCGUAUUUGUACGGUCGUUAAGAUGUAUUAUAGCAGCAUUAUUUUUGCCUCUUUUUUUUUUAAUUACAAAAACUCCAAACUAAGGCUUUAAGGAAAACAAGCGGACUUUCUCUCCGGUUUGUAGCGAUUAAGAAAACACAUAUUUUGCCAUAUUGGCGAUGAACGGUUACCCCCCUGUUGGCCGUUGGAGGAACUGCAGAGCUACUUCCACUCUUAGGUGCUUUCAAAUGUUUACUUGUGUUGAACCCAUUAAAACAGGGUUGUCCAACAAGCGGCCCACGGUACAUACUUUUCAUCAAAUUACUAAUAACUAGUAAUACUGCUCAUUUUUCUACUAAAAAUACCAUUUAAAAAAUCUAAAAAUGUAAUUUAGUGAUUACUAAAUGCCAUUAAACGACCCCAAAAUGCACGAUAUAUAUGUAGAAUAUGAAUUACUUAAAAUAAUGUCAAAAAAGUAUUUUAAAAUGCCAAUACAUUAAAAAAAUGCCAUCAAACUACCUCAAACCUCCCAUUAAAUUAAUAGAAAAAUUACUAUUAACCAUUAAAUGACCCAAAAUUCCGAUACAAUUACAAAAAAUACCCAUUAAAAAUAAUCUCAAAAAAAGAUUUUAAAAUGCCAAUAAAUUAAAGACAAUGCCAUCAAAUUAACUUGAAGCUCCCAUUAAAAUAAUUUAAAAAAAGAUACUAUUGACUACAAAUGCCAUUAAAUGACCCAAAAUUCCAAUAGAAUUACAAAAAAUACCCAUUAAAAUACUAUAACAAUAUCAUUAAAUACUGAAGAAAGUCAAUAAAUUGCAAAAAAAACCCUCCAGAAAAUGUUGUUAAAUUACCCAAAAAUUCACAAUCAAUUUUUUAAAGAUUGUCAUAAAUUACCUUCAAAAAUAACAAUGAAUAAUUAAAAAUGGCAAUAAAUUAUUUAAACAAAUUGCCAUUAAAUUACCCCAAAAUUCCAGAUUAUUUACAAAAAAUCCAUUAAAUCAUAAAAACAAUGUCGUUAAAUAACGAAAGAAAGUCAUUAAAUUGCACGUAAAAGAUAAAUUACUUAAAAUAAUAAAAAAUAAAAAAAUGUAAAUGCCAAUAAAUUAAAUACAAUGCCAUCAAAUUACCUUGAAACUCCCAUUAAAAUAAUUUUAAAAAAGAUACUAUUGACUACAAAUGCCAUUAAAUGACCCAAAAUUCCAAUACAAUUACAAAAAAUACCCAUUAAAAUACUAUAACAAUGCCGUUAAAUACUAAAGAAAGUCAUUAAAUUGCAAAAAAAUACUCCAGAAAAUGUUGUUAAAUUACCCAAAAAUUCACAAUCAAUUUUUUAAAGAUUGUCAUAAAUUACCUUAAAAAAUAACAAUGAAUAAUUAAAAAAUGGCAAUAAAUUAUUUAAACAAAUUGCCAUUAAAUUACCCCAAAAUUCCAGAUUAUUUACAAAAAAUCCAUUAAAUCAUAAAAACAAUGUCGUUAAAUAACGAAAGAAAGUCAUUAAAUUGCACGUAAAAGAUAAAUUACUUAAAAUAAUAAAAAAUAAAAAAAUGUAAAUGCCAAUAAAUUAAAUACAAUGCCAUCAAAUUACCUUGAAACUCCCAUUAAAGUAAUUUUAAAAAAGAUACUAUUGACUACAAAUGCCAUUAAAUGACCCAAAAUUCCAAUACAAUUACAAAAAAUACCCAUUAAAAUACUAUAACAAUGCCGUUAAAUACUAAAGAAAGUCAUUAAAUUGCAAAAAAAUACUCCAGAAAAUGUUGUUAAAUUACCCAAAAAUUCACAAUCAAUUUUUUAAAGAUUGUCAUAAAUUACUUUUAAAAAUAACAAUAAAUAAUUAAAAAAUGGCAAAUUAUUUAAACAAAUUGCCAUUAAAUUACCCCAAAAUUCCAGAUUAUUUACAAAAAAUCCAUUAAAUCAUAAAAACAAUGUCGUUAAAUAACGAAAGAAAGUCAUUAAAUUGCACGUAAAAGAUAAAUUACUUAAAAUAAUUUAAAAAAAAAUGUUUAAGUGCCAAUAAAUUAAAGACAAUGCCAUCAAAUUACCUUGAAGCUCCCAUUAAAAUAAUUUAAAAAAAGAUACUAUUGACUACAAAUGCCAUUAAAUGACCCAAAAUUCCAAUACAAUUACAAAAAAUACCAAUUAAAAUACUAUAACAAUGCCAUUAAAUACUAAAGAAAGUCAUUAAAUUGCAAAAAAAAUACUCCAGAAAAUGUUGUUAAAUUAUCCAAAAAUUCACAAUCAAUUUUUUAAAGAUUGUCAUAAAUUACUUUUAAAAAUAACAUUAAAUAAUUAAACAAUGGCAAUAAAUUAUUUAAACAAAUUGCCAUUAAAUUACCCCAAAAUUCCAGAUUAUUUACAAAAAAAUCCAUUAAAUCAUAAAAACAAUGUCGUUAAAUAACGAAAGAAAGUCAUUAAAUUGCAAAAUAAAUACUCCAGAAAAUGUUGUUAAAUUACUCAAAAAUUCACAAUCAAUUUGUUAAAGAUUGUCAUAAAUUACUUUUAAAAAUAACAAUACCUAAAAAAAAAAUGCCAAUAAAUUCUUUAAACAAAAUGCCAUUACACUACUCAAAAAUGCACAAUUUACAUGUAAAAGAUAAAUUACUUAAAAUAAUCUCAAAAAAAUAUUUUAAAAUGCCAAAAAAUUAAAGACAAUGCCAUCAAAUUACCUUGAAGCUCCCAUUAAAAUAAUUUUAAAAAAGAUACUAUUGACUACAAAUGCCAUUAAAUGACCCAAAAUUCCAAUACAAUUACAAAAAAUACCCAUUAAAAUACUAUAACAAUGCCGUUAAAUACUAAAGAAAGUCAUUAAAUUGCAAAAAAAUACUCCAGAAAAUGUUAAAUUACCCAAAAAUUCACAAUCAAUUUUUUUUUAAUUGUCAUAAAUUACUUUUAAAAAUAACAAAUAAUUAAAAAAUGGCAAUAAAUUAUUUAAACAAAUCGCCAUUAAAUUACCCCAAAAUUCCAGAUUAUUUACAAAAAAAUCCAUUAAAUCAUAAAAACAAUGUCGUUAAAUAACGAAAGAAAGUCAUUAAAUUGCAAACAAAAUACUCCAGAAAAUGUUGUUAAAUUACCCAAAAAGUCACAAUCAAUUUGUUAAAGAUUCUCAUGAAUUAAUUUUAAAAAUAACAAUGAAUAAUUAAAAAAAUGCCAAUAAAUUAUUUAAACAAAAUGCCAGAUUAAUUACAAAAAAUCCAUAAAACCAUAAAAACAAUGUUGUUUAAAUAAUGAAAGAAAGUCAUUAAAUGACGAAACAAUGCCAUUAAUUACCGUACUAUAGAAAGUCAUUAAAUUGCAAAAAAAAAUACUCCAGAAAAUGUUGAAUUGCCCUAAAGAUUAACAAUCAAUUUGUUAAAGAUUCUCAUAAAUUACUUUUAAAAAGAUCAACUAAUUAAAACAUGCCAAUAAAUUCUUUAAACAAAAUGCCAGAUUAAUUACAAAAAAUCCAUUAAAUCAUAAAACAAUGGCGUUAAAUAACGAAAGAAAGUCAUUAAAUUACUAAACAAUGCCAUUAAUUACUAUAGAAAGCCAUUAAAUUGCUAAAAAAAAAAAAAAAAAUACCAUAAGAUUACUCAAAAAUGUUUUGUUAAAAUACCCCAAAAUUUGCAAUCAAAUUGUUAAAGAUUCUCACAAAUAAUCUUUAAAAAUAACAAUAAUUAAAAAAAAAAAGCCAAUAAAUUCCUAAAGAAAAUGCAAUUAAAUUACCUCAAAAUCCCAAAUAUUUAGGAAAACAAAUACCAUUAAUUAACUAAAAAUGCAGUUCAAUUACCCAAAAUUCCAGUUAAAUUACAAAUAAAUUCAGUUCAAUUAAUAAAACAAUGCUUAAAAAUUACACAAGAAAAUGCCAUUAAAUUACCAAAAAAAUCACAAUAAAGUUGUUGAAGACUCUCAUUAGAUUAUUUAAAAAAAUAUAUAAGUAAAUAAAAAAUGCCAAUAAAUUAUUUGAGAAAAAAAUAUUAAAAAUUCCCAUUAAAUUAUUUUUAACAAUACAUUUAAAACACAACAAAUUUAGUUAACUAACCCAAAUUUUAAUUAAGAUUAUAAAUAAACAAAAUUACCCUAAAAGUCCUAUUAAAUCACCCCCAAAAAUGUUAAAUAAUUAUUACAAAUUCGGGGAAACAAAAUGUGGAACCGUUAAGACUAACGACCUUAAUAAUACGUACAGUAUAUAACUUUUGAACAUGUCAUUUUACUUGGACUGCAAAAGACUGAAGCAUGUUCAGAAACAUUUUGACUCAAAUAUUGUACUGCAAGAAAUUAACGGGGCUUUGUUUAGUUUUUUUUUAUGAAAGAUGUAAUAGUUUUGUUACAUUUCUGCUUGCCAUCUUUCACUUCAGAUGUAAAAAUAAUUGGACAGCCCUGCUUUAAAGCUAAUUGACCUUCGGCUGUGCACUUACUCACCUUUGCUAAAUUCAAUUGUUUUUACCAACCAGCCAUCCCAAAAGAAAGUGUAUUUUAUUCCUAAUUUAUUGACUAUGGGCAUUAUUAUACUGCAUGAGUUUACUUUAAUGUAAGAUAUUGUAUUUAUACGCGCUGGCAGAGUACACAAAACCUCCUAGAUAAUCCUUGUAUGGACAAUCUUGUACAGUUUCAUCUUCAUUCAUCACCUUAUUGUCGCCAUUAAAAAGGAAUCUGUGGGAAGCA
Messenger RNA from Nerophis lumbriciformis (worm pipefish), 7042 nucleotides. RefSeq names its product fibroblast growth factor receptor like 1a (gene fgfrl1a). Gene Ontology annotation, molecular function: fibroblast growth factor receptor activity; fibroblast growth factor binding. Gene Ontology annotation, cellular component: plasma membrane. NCBI's taxonomy places the organism in Eukaryota, Metazoa, Chordata, Actinopteri, Syngnathiformes, Syngnathidae. The record is from RefSeq and is a predicted model, not a curated record.